Messenger RNA from Pseudocercospora fijiensis CIRAD86, 426 nucleotides. RefSeq lists its product as uncharacterized. NCBI's taxonomy places the organism in Eukaryota, Fungi, Ascomycota, Dothideomycetes, Mycosphaerellales, Mycosphaerellaceae. The transcript has a single exon. Bases 1 to 426 code for a protein of 141 amino acids. Gene Ontology annotation, cellular component: extracellular region. The record is from RefSeq and is a predicted model, not a curated record.
AUGCGUGGACUCACCUUGCUCCUCCUGGCACCAUUCGCCCUUGCGAGCCCUAUCCAAAAGCGAGCAACCGCGCAGGACGUGAACAACGACAUCACCGGCAUCGACCGAGCAGUGCGCAAGCUCACCGCAGCCGUUUCAGCAUAUCAGGGUGGCAUUCAAGAAUCCGAGCCGGUGUUUGCUGCGGCUUUGGGAAUCCACGCGAUCAACAGGAAAGGCUAUGCCGACGCCAACGCGGCUCCAAGCUUCACAUCCGCCGAGUCCAAAGCAAUCGUCGACAAUGUCAACGACUCGGUCGGCGUCAGUAUUCCAGAAGGUGUCAAGGUCAUUGAGGCUAAGAAGCCUCUCUUCGACGACGCGGACCUAACGAGCGUGGUCAAGGCGACGAUUGACCUGCUGAAAACCGACCAUGAAACCUUCUUGUUGUGA